AUGCCCAUCCGCAACCCUUUUGCCCGGAAGCCCGGCGCCCUCGCCCACGACGAGAACCUGCGUCCCGAACAGGUCCACGGCCAGCAAACGACCCCGGGCUUCGAGCGCGUCGACACUGUCGGCUCCAAGGCGUCGUCCGUGCUCAGCAUCCGCAGCGCCAAAAGCCACGACACGGGCGAGUACAAGAUGAGUGUUGUCAACGACAGCGGUGUCUACCUUCCCCCGUCUCCAACGGAGGAAAAGGGCCAAUGGCCCCGCAAGUACCUGUCGUCGCGAGCCUCGUCGGACACGCGAAGCAGCUUUGGCGACAUUGAGCACUUCUCCAUCUCCCGGGAGUCCUUCGACUCGUACCGGCGGUCUUUUGACAUCUCGGCGCGAUCGCCCAUCACCGGCCACGACAUGCCCACCCGCCAGAGUCUCGACUCGGCCCGCUUCCCUCGGCUGCCACGAUCCGCCAUUGACCGCCGGAUGAUGGAGCGCCAGCCCCCGACGGCCGAGGAGGGCUUUGAAGACGUCGGGCUCGACGACCACAAGCAGCCGCCCCGGAAGCGCGGCUUCUUCUCCAAGUUUGGCGACAGCCAAGACAAGGACGGUCACCUGGCGGAACCGUCACCCGUCUCGCGCUUCCUCAUGCCGGUGCGCAAGCGAGGGCACAGCGGCCAGGGCUCCGAACUGGGCGCCAUGGACCGCCCACAGACGGCCGAUGGCCGCUGA
Messenger RNA from Purpureocillium lilacinum, 714 nucleotides. RefSeq lists its product as uncharacterized. The record is from RefSeq and is a predicted model, not a curated record. Lineage: Eukaryota; Fungi; Ascomycota; Sordariomycetes; Hypocreales; Ophiocordycipitaceae.